AUGGCUCUAGGCACCCUCCCACCCGACUUCACGGCCGCCGACUUCUCGUCUGGCGGCACCGGCGCCCGGUUUGCACGUGCGAUUAUCAUCGUGGCCGGCGUCUGCGCUCUGGUCGCGAGUCUGGUCACAUUUGUUGCUGUAUGGUUACAGACGAAGAACUACCGCAAGCCGGUGCUACAGCGAUAUGUCGUCCGCAUCCUCCUCAUGGUUCCCAUCUACGCAGGCGCAUCGUGGGCCAGUUUGGUGUCGACCAUAGCCGCGUCCUAUGUAGAGCCCUUCAGAGAUGUCUAUGAGGCCUUCACCAUCUACACCUUCCUUCAGCUGCUCAUCAACUUCAUCGGCGGCGAACGCGCCCUCAUCAUCCUCAUGACCGGUCGCGCUCCCGUCUCCCACCCAUGGCCUCUCAACCUCGUCUGCUCCAAGAUCGACAUAUCCGACCCGCAUACCUUCCUCGCCAUCAAGCGCGGCAUUCUGCAAUACACAUGGGUCAAACCGCUACUGUCCGUGGCCACCAUCAUCAUGAAGGCUACCGGCACAUACAAGGAAGGAUACAUAGGCUUGACGUCCGGCUACUUCUGGAGUGGCAUGAUCUACAACGUCAGCAUCACCAUCAGUCUGUACGCCCUUGCCAUGUUCUGGGUGUGCAUGUCUACAGAUCUCAAGCCCUUCCGGCCUAUGCCCAAGUUCCUGUGCAUCAAAGGUAUCAUCUUCGCCUCAUACUGGCAAGGCUUCUUCUUAUCCAUUCUCGUCUUCCUUGGCGCCAUUCCAGACGAUGUGCCGGGCUACAGCCCUGACAAUCUUGCCGCUGCGGUACAGGAUGCUCUCAUCUGUUUCGAGAUGCCACUGUUUGCGCUGGCUCAUUGGUAUGCCUUCUCUUGGCACGACUACGCGGACGAUACCAUAUCGGCUGCCCGCUUGCCCGUCAAAUAUGCGCUGCGCGACGCCUUCGGUCCCCUGGAUCUCAUCCAAGACACCAAGGAAACCUUUGCUGGCAAUCACUACGAAUAUCGCUACUUCGAUGCGCGCGACAACGUGCUGGCACACGAGGAGUCGUCAUCGCGUGCUGCACGCAUGGCCGAAGGCAUGAGAUACGAGCGAGGAGGCAAGGGCAAAUACUGGAUCCCCAAGCCUGGACAAGCAUCGGAGCAUGAACCACUCCUUAACAAGGUCACAUCGAGCCGCGCUAGAGCCAUGAGUCCAGGGCCGCACAAGGCUCUCAAAGGCGAAGGUGCCAAGUACGGUACACCCGACGUGGUCGAAGAGCCCAAUCUGGACGCCGAGGAAGAGCGCUUAUAUGAUAACGCACGUACGCUGGAGUUCGGAGACUGGAACUACCCCGUCAUCGAAGCCCACCGUCCAUCUCGUGAAGACCGCAUGUACGCCGAUCCCAACAUUCUGACCGCAUCGACCAACCGAAACCUACUGCAACCCACCAAGGAAAACAAGCGCAGGAGGAAGAGCCAAAUUCAGGAUCUACAAAAAUCUGUAGAUAAGGGCAAACAACGCGACCAGUCGAGCAACGGAGAGUCUUCCCGCUCAAAGUCCUCGCAUUCCAAUUCGCGUGCGCCCUUUAGCAACCUUCUCCGCCAGAAGUCUUCUUCGUCCAGCUCAGCGAAAUCGGACAAGAGCCAGCUUGUGGAUCUCGUUGUCGAGGAUCAUCAGGCAGAAGAAGUCGACCGCGUCAGAGCGCGUAAGGAAGGUGGUCCAGGAUGGAAUGAGGUUCCUUCCAAGCACUUUGUUAAAACAUACGAGCCAGGCGAGGAAGAAGAGGUUCGAGAAGGCUUCAACCCCGAUGAGCCUGAGCCGCAGAAUCCAGAAGCUGAGCACAACCUGAACUAUGCGUUUACCGAGAACCAAAGCGAAGAGGAACAGCGGAAACACGACAUCAAGCCACACAUUGUUAGCGAGGCCAAUCACUGGGAAACGCGCGAUGUCAGCAACCAGAAGACCAGUGAAGAGGCCGAGGAUCAUCCCAGUCCGUCCUACGGCAGUUUCAGAGAAGAGCGCAACGCUUGGAAUGCCGACUGA
Alternaria incomplexa is the source of this 2028-nucleotide messenger RNA. RefSeq lists its product as uncharacterized. Gene Ontology annotation, molecular function: transporter activity. The coding region runs from base 1 to 2028 and encodes 675 amino acids. Gene Ontology annotation, biological process: transport. The record is from RefSeq and is a predicted model, not a curated record. The transcript is spliced from 6 exons. NCBI's taxonomy places the organism in Eukaryota, Fungi, Ascomycota, Dothideomycetes, Pleosporales, Pleosporaceae.